Suillus fuscotomentosus is the source of this 450-nucleotide messenger RNA. RefSeq names its product Acetamidase/Formamidase family-domain-containing protein. The record is from RefSeq and is a predicted model, not a curated record. The transcript has 7 exons. Lineage: Eukaryota; Fungi; Basidiomycota; Agaricomycetes; Boletales; Suillaceae. Gene Ontology annotation, molecular function: hydrolase activity, acting on carbon-nitrogen (but not peptide) bonds, in linear amides. Bases 1 to 450 code for a protein of 149 amino acids.
AUGGCAACUGUCGCGAACUCCAUAGCUCACCCAACUUUGAUUUCGGUUGAUGCUAUCCACAUCUUUAUCUCACAAUGUCGAUUAAUUGCAAGUCCUGCAAGAGAACAGAAGAACCUGCACAACUGCUGGCAUCCAGAUAUCCCUGCCGUUGCCACAGUGAAGCCCGGACAGGUGUUCAACGUCGAAUGUGUUGACUGGACAGGAGCACAAAUCGGUAACAACGACACGAGCGAUGAUAUCAGAGACGUGGACCUGACCAGCGUUCAUAAUUUGUCCGGUCCAAUCGCUGUGGAGGGCGCCGAGCCUGGAGACUGUCUCGUAGUUGAUAUUCUUGAUGACAUGGGAUGGAGCGAUGCUGCUGCCAGCGGUGGUGCAUGCGGAAAGAUUAGAGGUGACGGCCGCGGGCUCAGCAUGUUCAGCCUUUACACGCUGGACAUGAGCAGCGAUUAA